UGUUUACGAUGAAAGAUGAUGUACGUCGAGUUUACUUUCACACCACUUAAAUUGGAACGUUACAGAACCGUUUCGGAAUCAGAAUCAUCUUUAUUUGCCAAGUAUGUCCAAAACACACGAGGAAUUUGUCUCCGGCAGCCGGAGCCGCUCUAGUACGGCGGACGGUCAAUUUGCAGAACCCUUUGGCGACAUAAAGACAUUGACAAAAAACAAUUGCGCAAAAAGAUGCGCAAUGCGCAAAAGUCCUCUAGCACUUAGAGCAGUUCCAAUGACUAAUAUUGCAAUAGUCCGGUGCACUGAGCAUUGUGCAAAGGGCGCUGAGACUUCAAGGUGUGUAGUGGCGCAGUUUCUAUACAGGUUUUACACAGUCUCACUGGUUUCUUUUCUCCGUGAAUAUCAAUUCCUUUCAUGCCUCACAACAGCGAGUUACGGACACGCAAAUGUUUGGGUUAAAGUAAGGUGUUGGAAUUGAUGUCCUCCAUGUACUCAUUCUAAAUUAGCGACACAACAGAUUUCAUUUUAGUAAUGAUAGUCAUGGAAUCAAUAGUAAAAUUUAAAGAGUCUUAUCUCUAAAUCUGGCAUUCUAGUUGACCUCGUUUGUUGAGAUUUGGGAACAGAAAUGCCUGUGUCGCCGGGGUCAAUCUGUUCCCAUCAAGAAAAACAUUCAUGAACUCAAACUGGAUUUGAAGGUUCAAAAAUGGAAAGAUAAUCGAGCAAUGCCUGGAUUGCAAGUGGUGUCCCAUAUCAUGAGGCUGGAUUCGCGCCGCUUCGAAUGAGUCGCCUUACGACACGACGUCAAUUCCGUCCGUCCGUUUUCCGAAGCACUCGUCCUCAUUAGCAUCGUGGGUGAACUGGCGCGGGGUUCACUCGCCAAUCGCAGCAGAGCACAUAUAGACGAAUUGCCCUUCACACCGAUGGACAUCUUCAAUGGACUGACUGAAAAUGCAUGUUUUAGGGAUAUGGGAGGAAGUACCCUGCAAAAAAAACAAAACACAAAAGAGAUCACAUGCAAACUCCACACGGGAAGAGCAGAGCCGAGAUUUGAACUGCGAGGCAGAUGUGCUGCCGACGCAUAAGCUAUCGUGUUUAUAGAUCUUCCGGUAUGAGAAAAAAAAAAAAAAAAAGUCCCAAAAACAUUUGUGCUGAGUCCAGAACCGCUUUCUGCGAAGUCCACUGAGGUCUCGUUUGUUGCCACGCAUGAGGUUGUUGUGCGAUUUCAACAACAAGUGAAGAGGAGGAGUUAGGACCACCUCCGUCAGUAGACGAGGCAGCCGAUGCGCUGAUGACCAGACUGGGCUUUUUAUUGGGAGAAAAGAUUAUCAACGAAGAACCUGGGUCACCUCACCAUGCCCAAGUCGAUGGACGGAGGAUUUCACCUUCCUCCAGCCUGGACAGCAGCAACACUUCGCCCUCGCCCACACUACCGCCCCCUGCUGGAGUGGAGGGCAACAACAACAACAAACCAUCCAUCUGUGCCUCUGUCACCUCCCCCACAUCAACACUGGAGAGCAGGGAUAGUGGAAUCAUAGCUACAUUGACCAGCUAUUCCGCCGAAUCGGCAGCAGAGCGCGACGACGACGCCGCCAAGCGCACCGGCGACGCUUACCAGGACGGCAGCCUCAAACUGUGGAAGCGGGCGGGGCGGCCAGCGGCGGCGUGGACUUCCUCUUCCUGUACGAUAGCGACGGGAAGCUCGAACGACGGCUUCCUCUGCAGGGCUGAGGACGACAUGGCUUCCACGUACAGCCUUAACAAACUCCACCCAGAUUGGGGACAAGACUCCAAGCGCUUGUCUGGAUCCACCCACUCCAUCCCCCUCUACCUUAUGCCUCGCCCCAAUUCCGUUGCUGCCACUAGUUCUGCUCAACUUGAAGAUCUGGCCUACCUGGAUGACGAGCAAAGGGCCACCCCUUCCAGGGCGUCGCUCAGAAUGCCCAGACAGAAUUCUGGAAGUCGAAGUCAGCAGGAAAAGAGAGUUCUCUUGACUCCAUAUCUUAGCCUGAAGCCCCUCCACUUUGAAAUUCCCGGACUGUUGUCUGAUUGGAGGUUUACCGGAAGGGAGUGGCUCUUCCAGGAAGUCGACACCUGUCUCUCCAGCGACGACCCCUUAAUCAAUCAAGGGGUCGUGAUUGUCGGAAACAUGGGCUUUGGCAAGACGGCCAUCGUCGCCCGCCUCGUGUCGCUGAGUUGUCACGGGAGCCGGAUGUGGCCGACAUCCGCCGGCGUCCGGACGCUGCCCAAAUGUGCCGAAUCCGGCCCCCGUGAUUCACUGGGGCGAGGGGGAGCAGAUGAAGGAGGAGGGGGCAGCUGCCCAGGGACUCCGGAGGUCAAGAGGAGACAGCGAGAGGCGAUGCUGCGGCUCGCGGGACAGGUCGUUUCCUAUCAUUUCUGUCAGGCCGAUAACUGUCACACGUGUCUGGUACCGGAGUUCGUCCAUAACACGGCGGCGAUGUUAACCGAAGCCCCUCAGCUGUCGGCGUAUCGGGAGCUGCUGCGUCGAUCGCCGCAGCUUCAGAGCUCGCUCGGUUUGCGAUCCUGCAUCCAAGACCCGAGCUCCGCCUUCCAGAAAGGGAUUUUAGAACCACUGGAUGCUCUUUACAAGGAGAGGAGGUUGCAUGUGGAGGGGGCAGGGAUCAUUUUACUGAUUGAUGGGCUCAACGAGGCAGAGUUCCAUCGGCCGGACUAUGGUGACACACUGACCUCCUUUUUGUCGCGAAACAUUCACAAAUUUCCUUCGUGGUUAAAGAUCAUUGCCACUGUGAGGACCAAUCAACAGGACAUCGCUCGCUCUUUACCUUUUCACCGCAUCUCUUUAGACGGGAUGGAGGAAAACAGUGCCAUAGAUCAAGACCUGCAGGGUUACCUGACGCAACGUAUCCACAGCAGCCCUGAGAUUCAGAGCAACGUGUCACUAAGCAACGGUCGCCCCGACAACACGGCACUGACCAAGCUGAUAAGCCAUCUGAAGAGCCUAAGCAAAGGCUCCUACCUCUACCUGAAACUGACCCUAGACUUGAUAGAGGGGGGAUACCUGGUCCUCAAGAGUUCCAGCUUUAAGGUAGUUCCCGUAAGCCUCGCGGAGGUCUACCUGCUGCAACUAAACAUGCGGUUUCCCACGCAGUCAUCUUUCCAGAGAGUUAUACCGCUGCUAAAUGUAACUGUGGCAACGCUGCACCCGCUGACUGACCAACAGCUUUUUGAGGCCAUAAAUGCCGGCACUCUGACUGGCGGGGCGAUGCAGUGGGUCGAGUUCAUGCAGCGCCUGGAGCAGCUGUUUCCUUUCCUCAUACAGAGGACCGACGGCAGUCGGAUGCUGAACCACACCUCGUUCAGGGAGUGGCUGGUGUGGAGGGAGGAAGGGCAGGACGACAGGUUCCUCUGUGACCCCAGGAGCGGUCACACGCUCCUGGCUUUCUGGCUCUGCAGACAGGGAGGAAAGUUGAACCGACAGCAGACCCUCGAGCUGGGCCAUCACAUCUUAAAGGCUCACAUCUACAAGGGCUUAAGCAAGAAACUUGGGAUUUCCUCCUCAAUUCUGCAGGGCCUGUGGCUGUCUUACAGCACAGAGAACUUGAACCAUGCUCUCUCAUCACUGCGCAACCUUUACACCCCCAACAUCAAGGUGAGCAGGUUGCUGAUUACGAGCGGGGCCGAUGUGGAUUAUCGGAGCGGCGUCCUCAACGACGCCCCCCUGCUAUGUGUCCACGCUCAUUUGGGCCACGAUGAUGCCGUGGCCCUUUUACUUGACCAUGGAGCGCAGGUGGAUAUUCAGUCACACGAUGGGUUGACCGCGCUUGGAUUUGCAGCUUCUGCCGGACAUCUGGAUGUUAUAACCCUGCUUAGUCAGCACAAAGCCAAGGUCGGUCACGUCGACGCGUCGGGUCGGUGCGUCGGCGUGCACGCAGCUCAGCGGGGCCACCUCCACGUGCUCCGUUUCCUUCUGAAGCACGCCGACUGGAGCUGCGCUUCCUGCUGCGGCCGGAGAGGCGUGAGCAGGAGCCAGGCGCUGCAGCAAGCGCUGACCGCAGCCGCCAGCAUGGGCCACACGCAGAUUGUAUCUUAUCUACUGGAUCGUCCAGAGGAAGAUGAUAAGGAGGAGGAAAGACCUGAGAUCAACACAGCUGACAGUCUUUGGGGAGAGACAGCUCUGACAGCAGCAGCAGGAGGUGGCAGGUUGUCAGUCUGCAAGCUGUUAUUGGAUCAAGGAGCUUCUCUGGAGCAAGGCAGCAGACGAAGUGUCUUACCGCUGUUCAGUGCGGUCAGGCGGGGCCAUCGGCAGGUGGUGGAGUUGUUGUUGAAUCACGGGGCGCGGGUCAACAUGGUGGACCAGCAUGGCCGCACCGCUUUGAUGACAGCAGCCUCAGAGGGUCACGUGACCACCGCCAAAUUGCUGCUAGAUCACAGUGCGUCUCUGGAUCUGGCUGACAGGGAAGGCUUAACAGCACUGAGCUGGGCGUGUCUGAAAGGCCAGCUCCCAUUGGUCAGAGAGCUGGUGGCGAGAGGUGCAGCCACAACACACAGUGACCGCAGUGGUCGGACACCUUUGGAUCUGGCUGCGUUCCGCGGGGAUCCUGAAGUGGUGAAGCACCUGGUGGACCACGGCGCAUCCGUGGAACACGUGGAUUCCAGUGGGAUGCGACCGCUGGAUCGAGCGGUCGGGUGCAGAAACACUUCGGCCGUCGUCGCUCUGCUGAAAAAGGGAGCCCAGAUAGGACCAGCCACCUGGGCCAUGGCUACAUCCAAACCGGACAUUUUAAUGGUUCUUAUCAGUAAAUUGGUCCAAGAGGGUGACAAACUGUACAAGCAAGGUAAGGUGCGGGAAGCCGCUCAUUCCUAUCAGUCCGCGCUUCAGAAGUUCCCAGCCGACGAGUUGGAGACAUUCAGACAGCUGAGAGUGUGCGUGCUCCUCAACCUGUCACGUUGUCGCCGCAAGAUGAAUGAUUUCGGCCUCGCCGAGGAGUUCGCUACCAAGGCUUUGGAGCUCAAGGCCAAAUCUUAUGAGGCCUUCUACGCCAGAGCGCGUGCCAAACGCAGUGGCAGGCAGUUUCACGCAGCCCUGGAAGAUCUGCUGGAAGCCAGCCGCCUGUGUCCUUCCAACCGGGAAAUUCAACGCCUGUUGUCUCGGGUCAAGGAAGAGUGUCGACAGCAAGCACCGAAACAAGACUCGUCCACUCGAGGAAACUUGUCUAACUGUGAUGCGAGGGGCGGAGAUUCCGAUUACCUGCACGUUCACGCCAAUGAGGCGUUCGCGAACGACGACGAGAGUGAAGUGGAUAGGAAUAAGUGGAAUAUCUACGGCCGUGCGGGGGUGCAGUUACCUCCUUCCCUCUCCCCGACUCACAAUGCGCACAGUCCCCAGUCGAGUCCCACCCAUUCGCCCUCGUCCUCCCCUUCUCGCUGUUUCAGCCCUCCGACCUCGCCGCGGCAGCAUCGGCGGCCCACCGGUCCGUUGGCGGAGCGCAAGAUGUUAUCUGCUCACCGUGCAGACCAGAACCAGGGAAUACAGCAGCAUCACCGUCAGGCGAGAUCUUUUCCGAACCAAAACCAGUGGCUCCAAGCAGCCAAAGUCCAGGUUGUCAGAACGGGUCAACCCGCUUCAGCGGUCCACUCGAGCGUGGUUUUGGGCAGCUCCGCCUACUCCCAGUUUGCCCGACUGCCGCAAGAACUCGCUGAACUCGGCGAGGGUUUUUGCCCGAGCCCCUUUGAUAUGAAAGCUAGCCAGCAGGUGCAUGCGAGUCUGGGUCACGGCCCUUCAUAUCUACGAGAGAGUGCGGAUGUCGACCUGGUUUACCAGUCCCAACCUGCCCCCGCCUACGGGGCAGGGACGAGUCGCUUCGGGCAGCCCCGUCAGUUCAGCCGCAACCAAGCCAAAGCCGCCUAUUAUCCCAUGGAAGUGACUGAAAUGGCAAACGCUCCACCUGACGAUCAUCAGUACCUCCACCAGGCGGGCCUACGACACCCGACCUCGCCCGCUCUGCCCCAGAGACCCGUCAUCCACUCCCACAGCACCGACGUCUGCGUCUCCGCGAGCAGCGGCAGCCUCGCUAGCGGGCAGCAGGCCAACCGGGGCCCGAGUUUCAGGACCUCGGCCUCCACGCAGCACGUGAACUUACCUUCACGCGCUUUUCCAGGAGAAAUGAUUGGUCACCCCGAUGACCUCAUGCUCAACUCCUCUCCCCAAGGAGAGUGCGUGGUAGGAGGCGGGACUUAUCCCGGAGAGGCCGGUCGUUCGUCGAGAAACACGCCUCACGUGGGCCUUAAUGACAAGUCUGUCAGGGUGCUCCAACAAUAUCAGCGACAAGCUGCGCCCUCGUCCUCACCUAGCCUCAGCCCCUCUCGAUCGUGGGCGGUGUCUUCGGUGGACACCGUCAUUGCGUCGCCCGGCAAACACGCCAAGGAGCUGAGCCGAUCGCAGCAGGCCUUCUCCAUCGCCUAUCACAACCGCAGCAACAACAACGGCCACUGUGACAAGCAGCUACCCUACUACGGUGCGUUGCCGGGCAACAAUCCUCAGGUCGCCGCUCAGAAGCUGCCUUACAUUGACGUAAAGCUUGCGCGAACACUGCCAGUCAAUCGCAAAAUGUGUCCGACCUCUCCUGUCAAAGCUAAAAGACCCUUUGUGGAGUCGAAUGUAUAGAGAAGAGGAAGAAGUAACCUUAUUUGUACAACGCGAGAGAAGGGUAAGACUUUAACUGAUAACCCUUGAAUGGUAUUGAGGGUUCAUCAGAGCAGAUUUAGUUGAGAACUGCACAUUACAAGAUGUCAUACUUCAUUGUACAGAAGACGGUAGGAAGCUCGAUGGGAGGAGAGCGGAAUGUCGUCCGAGCACAAGAAGGAGCAGGGGCGUCUGAGGUGGACUUGAUUCCUCCUCCGUGACUUCCUCUGGACACCCGUGGAUGCAGAUCUGGAUGCACAGUAGCAACUUGACGCCUUCGCCGGAGAUCUGCGCGAGCGCUUAACCCGCUCCCCCCGCAAAUCUGCGUGGAAAAACACUGCGCGAUAGUAUGGCCAGCCAGAGCGCAUCCGUAUCCUUCGAUAUCCUACCAGUAUGCUGAAUUGUCCGCACUAGUCCAACAAGUAGGCCGCAGCAGUAUAAUGGCUGUCUUACUAGUGAGGGGUGGGGGGGUUCCGCGACAGUGGACCCGCGCUCUAUUCGCAAGGGAUUUGGAUUGGCCCCGACUAAGAAAAGCGAAAAUCUGCAAAUAAUUGACGGCCAUUAUAAUUGCCAUGGAAUUUUUUAACAAGAUCAUCUGCAUCUCCUUUCUUGUGAAAACAUCCUAUUGUACUUAUUGUAAGACAGGUUUGACAAACAUCUUCUUUUAAGAAUCUUGCCAAGUCAAUUCAUGGUCAAUAGCGUAAAUUCUACGUAAGAUUUAGCAUUUUGGCAGUGUCGGGCACACUAGUAUAACAACCGCAUGUUUCUAGUGAGGCAAACUGUUGACAGCUGCACUCUAUUAGUACUACUAGUGACGCACCAGAUGUUAACUCGUUGAAUUUUAUAAAGUCUCCGGUGGUACUAGUAGUGUGGAGUUGUCAACUACUGCAGUUUUGCCCCACUAGUAACAUGUAGAGGCGGCACAGUGGGCGACUGGUGAGCACAUCUGCCUCACAGUUCUCGGGACCGGGGUUCAAAUCCCGGCCCCGCCCGUGUGGAGUUUGCAUGUUCUCCCCGCGCCUGCGUGGUUUUUCUCCGGGCACUCCGCUUUCUUCCCACACCCCAAGAACAUGCGUGCUAGGUUCAUUGAAGACUCUAAAUUGCCCGUAGGUGCGAAUGGUGGUUUGUUUCUAUGUGCCCUGCGAUUGGCUGGCGACCAGUCCUGGGUGUACCCCGCCUCUCCCCCAGACUCUGCACGACUGCGACCGUAGUGAGGAGAAGCGGUACGGAAAAUGGAUGGAUAGUAACAUGUAGUCGUUCUACUAGUAUGCCCUAGUUGUUCUAUUAGUGCACCGAUUUGUCGUAUCAGUGAGGACAAACAGCGCACUAGUAUCUGGACAAUUCAGCGCAAUAUUGAAUAAAUGCUCAGUCGGCUUGCCAUUGGAUAGCGCCUCUGCGAUUGGCCGCGCUGAGGCGGUAAGAGUGAGAAAGUGCCCAGCAGUUUGAGAAACCUCACUGUCAUCAAGACCGACUUGGUGUGCAAAGACAAGAAAAUUGUAUUUAUGUUUUUUUUUUUUUUUUUUAGUUGUCUGUCUUAAAAUGUGUACAUUUUGUUGUCUUGUCUUUUUGCUUUGAAAAGGGGGACAAAAAAAGAAGAGAUGUAUAUAAUUUUGUGUGCAUACGCCAAUUUCUUACACUGUUAUACAUUGAGCAUCCUGCAAAAAAAAAAAAAAAAAAAAAGUCUCACGUCUAGCGGUAGUACUUUUCGCUUUUGUUUUAGCCACAAUGAUUGCACGUGCGUGUUAGGGCUACAUUGAAAAGACACACACACACAAAAUAAAAAAUAAAAAAAGGGAAAUUGCACAAUACAAUAAAAUGGUCGUGGGGGGAAUAAAGUCGCUAUAGUAUUAAAAAAAAUAAAAAAGAAAUGUUUAAUGUCCUGAGAAUUUUCAUGAAGUGGUAUUAUAUUUUAAGUUCGGCCCUAAUUGCUAUUGAUUAUUGCCAUGGAAACAGCAGUUCAGACGAUGGAUUGCAUUCCUGUUUCACUCCUGUUCCAUAGUUAGCGGUUGUAGCCCAAGCGUUCGGCCUACUUCCAAGGCCGAAGACCACGUACGGUAUUUGACCAACCUUGAGCACAAGUAGCCAGUGAGCGUUGAAAAUUGUCUUAAGAGAUUCACGCAUUCGUUCUCUGUGCAGCGUAUCCUUUGUAGGGUCACGGGCCCGACGUGUUUCAGUUCCUUUCUUCAAAGUUUUGUGUGUUUCGUGGACGUGAAUGUGUUUUCAUUUCUUUUUAUACGUUUCCGAUAAAACGAGACUUCUGACCUGUCCGUGGUGGUACAGUUCUCCGCUGCUAUGACACGUUCGGCAGCCGUGAGUUUGAGCGCUUGGAAUUCUAAAACGGCCACUUGUAUUAAACACAGAUGAAAAUCAUUAAACGUCACCGACAACUCUGCGUAGUGUGUUAUUCUGUGACUGCAUGUUCAAAAGAAUGUCAGAAUGUUGGUGUCAACCGGAAUGAAAUGUAGCCAAUACCCAUCUCUUCAUAUGGGCCUGAUACUGCUUGAGAGAUUGUGAAGAUGAUGUUGUGCGACUCUAUUUUGCAGCACUGGAAAAUACAUAAACAGCUCUGUAGUCAUUCAAAAUACUACAAUUCACACGAACACGUAAAUGUGUGUCCAAUGUAACAUAUUUAUACAUUCAGCUUCAGAACAUACAAUCACCAGUAGCCAUCCAGAUACACACUGUGGCCCAAAUUAUUACGCGAUAGGAUUUAUCCUCUUCUUAUUAUCCGCUAAUUCUCUUUGAGCGUGCCAAUCAAAAGUGAACGCGAUCACAGCAUUUGGUAUCGUUUUGUCCGAUACAUUUGGGUCGUCGCUACUCAAUUCAAUGCUACGAUAACAAUAAGUGAAUCAAGGAAACUCCACAAAAGGUCAAACUGUGUGGCGAGCAGUUUGAAGUCAGAAUGAAGCGAAUGAGUUAGGGCAUGGUGGGUGAGUCCCCUUCAGUCAGGGUCUUGAAGUGGACCGCCAAAGACUCCUCCUCGGGGUUGGGUGGCCGCCUAUACUCUUCCCUGGUGAUGAUGUAGCACAUCAGCACCCCAAAGACCACAAGCAGGAUGCCCAAAACGUUGGCCAGAACCCCCUCAGGCGGAAAGUUCGAAUAGGUUAACCUGGGCCAGAGAGGAACAAGUUACUACUCGUGCGACAGUGAAAUCCGCCACAUAUUUGCAAUUUGACAUUGACAAAUUCACCCAUUUGUGGACUUGUGAAGGAACCUAGCCUCCGUUUUUCACCAAUAAAACGCUUCUGUUUUUGUGCUCAGGCCAAAGCAAUGACAGAACGUUUACUUUUGCACGAUGUUGUGGCCUAUUGGUAUCAAGGAACUGUGUUGAAGAGAAUUGAGGAGCCUCAAUUAGACAAACGUGUUAUUUUGUUCGCAUCUUGUGGCAUAACGGUGCCAACAAACUGCUGUGUGUUGAAGUGAGUUGAGCAGUUUCAAACAGACGAAAGUAGAGCUUUGCCACCAGCUUCCAUCCAUCCAUUGUCAACACCGCUUAUCCUGGUUAGGGUCGCGGGGCGCCGGAGCCUAUCCCAUCUGACUUGGGGCGAAAGGCGGACUACACCCAGAACUGGUCGCCAGUCAGUCGCAGGGCGCACAUAGACACGGACGACCAUUCGCACUCACAUUCACACCGUCACUGAGUGGGAACUGAUCCCACGCUGCCCGCACCAAAGUCAGGCGAGUGCACCGCUACACCAUCAGUGACCCGUUUUAUCACCAUCUUGUGGACUCUAUAAGCAAU
This is a messenger RNA of Phycodurus eques (leafy seadragon), 10397 nucleotides long. Its product is annotated as protein TANC2-like. The record is from RefSeq and is a predicted model, not a curated record. Gene Ontology annotation, biological process: regulation of dendritic spine morphogenesis. The transcript has 27 exons. Gene Ontology annotation, cellular component: dendritic spine. Bases 1283 to 6637 code for a protein of 1784 amino acids. NCBI's taxonomy places the organism in Eukaryota, Metazoa, Chordata, Actinopteri, Syngnathiformes, Syngnathidae. Gene Ontology annotation, molecular function: protein binding.